Molecule: messenger RNA, 5706 nt
Organism: Cinara cedri
Lineage: Eukaryota; Metazoa; Arthropoda; Insecta; Hemiptera; Aphididae
Source: the annotation of a GenBank genome assembly
CAAUUGUGAUCUCCUGCUAUUUAGUAUUUAGUAGUUUUUUCCAUGUGAUGAUCCUGAGAUCUAGUCUGUCUAGUGCAUAGAUAAUAUUAUCUAUGGUUUAGCGUCUUAUUAACAUAUAUACUAUCUCUCUCAUUACAUAUUUUUUUUUUAAAUAUACAGGUAUAUUUACCUCCUUUACGGAAUAGGCAGUCCAUAUAUUUACAUUUUAUGUCUAGUUUUAUUUGUUUACAUUUUUAAAAAAUAUAUGGACCUAUUAAAGAGUGCACCAUCUGGUUUCAUAUAAUUUGUGGUUUUAUACUCUAUCCAUUAUAACUUUAUCCCUUCUUUAUUCCGUGACAUGAUCACAGAUAUGAUUGUACAAACUAUCUGUAGACAUGAUUGUAUCUAUAAAUCUUGGUAGAUAACGCUAAUUUUGAUAUGGGGAUAGGGUCAUUUUUCCCAAAAUUAAUUUAAUUUAACUAAAAAGAAAUAAAUAAUCUCAUUAUUAUCAAGUCGGUAGGUACAAAUUUUUCUUAAAUUUACUUAAUCAAUUGACUUUAUGUUCCUUCUAUGUUAAUUGUAAAUACUUAUUUUUAGUUUAUUGAAUUUAAUUUCACGUUAUUAUUCAUUAGUUAUUUUAGAUUCUGCAUAUUAUAGAAUUAGUUAACCGUUAUAAGAAUGCAAGUACAAGAAUGUCAACCCAAAUAUGCCAAAUUGAAUGUAGGUGGCUCAUUGUUUUAUACAACAAUUGGAACAUUAACUAAACAUGAUACAAUGCUGAAAGCUAUGUUCAGUGGCCGGAUGAAUGUACUAACUGAUUCUGAAGGUAUUUUAGACAAAUAUGUAUAAUAUAAACCAUGUAUUAAACAGAUAUUUUAGUUGUGUUAAAAAUUUUAAGGUUGGGUCCUGAUUGAUCGUUGUGGUAAACACUUCAGUUCUGUGUUAAACUUUUUACGAGAUGAACAUAUUGCUCUUCCAGACAAGACACACGAAAUUGCUGAAUUAUUAGCAGAAGCUAAAUUUUAUUUAAUAUCUCCAUUGGUUGACGCCUGUCAACAAUCUUUACGAUUAAGACAGUGUAAAAUUGAACCGCAAUGCCGUAUACCUCUUAUAUCGUCUAGUCCAAGCUUAAUUCAAUUAAUAACAUUGAGUUCAAAAGUAAACAAAUUUAAAGUUUUAAAAAACACAUUUUCUUAAUUAUUUUGUAUUUUAGCCCACGGUAAAACUACUAAUAAAUCGGCAUAACAAUAAAUAUUCAUAUACGAGGUACUUAAAAAGAUGUUAAGGUAUGAGUCUAGUUUACUUGACACCCUUUGUUUUCCAAUUUUUUUUUAAAUACAUGCUUUUCAACACCGAUUUUAGGACUGAUUGAUUUUUUUGCGGAAAUCAUUACUAAAAAAGUUAUGAAAGUUUGAAGUUUUUCAUUCUUAAGGAGGUUUUUGCUUAAAUACCUAGUUAUUUUAUAUUAAUUUUUUUACACUUGACCGAUAUGGUACAUUUUUGUAGGAAAACAGUGUGUCUGGUAAACUAGAAUUGUUCUGGUAUUAAAUUAUAUAUACUUAUUAAAAUGUAUUAUUGUUUUAAAUUUUAGUGCUUCUGAUGAUAAUUUACUUAAAAAUGUUGAAUUAUUUGAAAAACUUUCAUUGCGUUUUGGUUCAAGAUUUUUGUUUAUCAAAGAUGUUAGUGGUUCAAGUGAAAUAUGUUGCUGGAGUUAUUUUGGAUUGGCAGUUAAAAUUGCUGAAAUUUGUUGUACAUCUAUUGUAUAUGCCACAGAUAAAAAACAUACUAAGGUAUUAAAACAAAUUUUAAAUACUUUUGUUUAAAAUUAUUUCAAACGUUAAAUCAUGUAAAAUGCAUUUGACAUAUUUUACCCUUGUCGUUUUUUUCCUAAAUUCAUAGAUUUACAUGUUCAUUAUAUCUAUAUUCUAUAAUCUUGCUAGCCAUAGUCUGACAAUUAUUCUAAUGCAUUUUAAGUAAUUAAUUUUUUCAAUUUAUAUACCAAACAGCAGUUACAAAGAGGUGGAAAACGAAACUAGUUAGUUAAUACAACAGUACAAACAAAACAAUAAUAUUAUACAUAUAAUUAUAAAUAUAGUAAAAGUAUAAAGUAUUUUGAACAUAGGUCUGUUAUAAAAAAAAAAAAAUUUUGCCUUCUUUACCUUGUUCACCUUUGCUUAUAAAUGUAAAAUAAUGUAAUACCACAUUUAGAGCAGUAAAAGGGUUAAUGCUUUCUGAAAUAAUUAAUGUCUUAUGUUGAUCAAACUGUAUAUAUAUAUAUAUAUAUAUGCAUAUUUUUUUUUUUUAAAUAUGAAUAGCUAUUUACUGUAUACCUAUAGUGCGUUUCACAAUAACUGCGACUCGACACUAACAUGCUCCGUGGUAUGUUUUCAGUAUGGUUUCCAAAACUAGUGCUUAAUUAAUGCGCUGUAAAAUUCCUAUAGGGAUGUUUUUUAUAUGCAUAAUAAAAAAUACAUCUGCUUACAUAAAACAGUGGUAUAUAAAAUAAACAUACCCAGCUGAUCUAAUUAUUUGUUUGAAAAACGCGUGCAUUUUAUUUUCUAUCCUAAAUUGAAGACCCCUAAUUUAAGAAAAAACUGCCACAAAGUGCGGCAGCGUCGAGUUAUAGUUGUUAAACACAUUACAGUAGAAUCCGCUUGAAGAAACAACAUAAAGGGGACAAGUUAGCAUAGUCCCGAAAGAAUGUAUUUGUUUAAAGCAAUUUAAAUUUAUUUAUUGGGAACAAACCAUCAGUUAUAAGGGACAUAUGUAUAAUUACCUAUUUUCUUAUCGUAUAUGUAAUUAUCUAAUUUGUAUGUCUCUAUACAUUUUAUAAUUUAUUUUUAUCCAUUAUUUCUUUUUCUUUUAUUAACAUGUAGAUAUUCCUCGAAGAUAAGAGUCAACUAGCCUUAUAAACUAAAGCUUAUUAAUGAAAUAAUUUUGUAUGUAUACUGUUUCAAAAGAGAACAUACCACCGCUUUCGCUAUCAGAAACUUGUCUAUGGCCUUGACCGGUGCUACCUAAUGGGGAUGUGCGACGCCAAACAAAAACUGGUGCGAAAGUGGUAUGUUCUCUUUUGAAACAGUAUACAUACAAAAUUAUUUCAUUAAUAAGCUUUAGUUUACGUUCUUUCGGGUCUGUGUAUUCACAUGUUUUUUGUUAAUUAGGCUAAUCGGGACAGUUGGAUAUUGGGGAUAAAUCGGUUACCUACCGAUAUGUUCUCAUUAAGUGGAUUCCAUAGUAUAGUAAUAUAAAACACUAAAAUCAUAGCAAAUCACAAUUUACAAAUAUAUUGGUUUUUAAAAUUAUUAAUAGUUUACAAAUAAUAAUCUUAAUUUUAAAUAUUGUCAAAAAUAAAACUUGAAUAUUAUAAUAAGAAAAUAUAAAAUCUGGUAUAAUUAUGGUUUUAUAAAAUAGGGUAGUCUAUCAGAUUGUUUAAAUUCAAAACUAGUAUAUGACAAAAUUAAUUAAUUAAUUUUUGUAGCAAACAAUUUAAUAUAAUUUAAUAAUAUAAUAUCAUAUUUCUUUAAAACAAACAAUUUUUUUUAAAACUACAAUUUAAAAUUGUAAAUUAUGCAUUUAAUGAUUUUUACAGUGUUGUUUUUUUCCCGAUUACCAUAUCUAUAAUGGUGCUUUCUAGUACAAAAUAUACCACCGUCACUAUUAAGCACUGUAUAAUUUGACCAUAAAGAGAAACUUUUGUCUUUAACUAACAAGCUCCACAUCCCGUAUAUCUUAAUUUAUGAUUAACAAAUAUAUUUUAUUAUCACUCAUAACCAUAGAAUAAUAUACUAAUUAUAGUACUAAUAUUAUUAUAUAUUGUAUAAUUCAGUUUAUAUAAAACAAUUAAUUUGACUUAGGUGGACUUUCCAGAAGCACGGAUAUAUGAGGAAUGUCUUAAUUUAAUGCUUUAUGAGAAUCGUACUGAGCCAGAUCAUGAACUUAUGCAAGCUACUUCAUGGCGUGGUGCUGUAUCAGGCAUGUCUUCAGCCUAUGGAAGUGAUGACGAAGAAGAAAGAAAUCGUAUUGUACAUAGGAAAAGACUGGUAUAGUAUACGAUAUGGAAGAGCAUAUUGAAAAAAAAAGCUUCAGAAAUAUGUGUUAUAUAAUAUGUUAAUGCUAUUACUCAUACUAUCAACAUUUUUUUUUUGAAAUUAUCAAGAUGAUAUUGUAUAAUGUAUUUUAAAAUCAGGAAUUUUGUUCACAUAUAAAGACUGCUUAUAAUUAUUUAUAUUUAUUAUGAAGUGAAUAUGUAUCAAUUUUUAUCAAAAAUGUAAUAUAUUUAAAAAUUAGUAACAAUAAGUUCUUUCUAUAAUUAAUUAGUUUAUUAGUUUAAUAUAAAGUAUAUAAAUAACAAUUGAUUUUAAUUAAUUUUGAUGCAUCUAUUUUGAAUUUAAAUAUAAAUUAUAACUUUAAAAUGAAAAUCUAAAAAUAUACUGAUGUGUUUAAAAUAGGAUAUUUAAUAUAAUAUAUUAUGCAUCACCUGUGCAAUUUAAUAUAAAUAUAAUAACACAGUCUUAUUUUUAAUCAGAUAUAUAAAUUUAUUAUGACUAAUAUUUCAUAUUCAUUAUAUACUAAUUUAAUUAAAUUAUUUAUAAUUAUAUGAUAAAUAGGAGAACUUAAAUAAUAACAAGUACUAAUAAUCGAUUAAUAAUAAAUUUACCAAUUAUUUCUCCGAUUUCCUGAAAAUCCACCUCCGCUGCCACUAGAAAAUCCUCUUCCACCACCACCCCUUCUACCACCUCUAAAUGGUCUAUCUCCUCCUUCAGCCUUGUCCUUCUCUUGUUUUGCUUCAUGUCUUCUAGCCAUAUCUUGUAAUUCCUGAGGUACAUUUUGUCCAGAUUUUUCCAUAACUUCUAUAAGUUCUUUGGCUUUACUCCAGUCCCGUCUUGUCAUAAGAGUAAUUGCAAGACCAGUUUUACCAGCACGUCCUGUCCGGCCUACUCUGUGCACAUAUUCUUCAAUAUCUUUGGUAAAAUCAUAAUUUAUUACAACUGUAAUAUCAUUAAUAUCAAUACCACGAGAAGCUACAUCAGUAGCUAUUAAAAUAGAAACAUCCCCAUUACGUAAACUAUCCAAAGCCUGUUCACGAUCACAUUGUUCACGACCACCAUGAAUGGAUUCAACAUUAUAACCUUUCAUGCAUAAAUCUGAUGAAAGCUGAUCAACAGUUACUUUACGGUUAACAAAUAUUAUUACCUAAUUAAGGAUAUUAACAUUUAAUGGCGAGUAGUUAAAAAUAUAAGAUAAUCAAUUUUAAACAUACUUUAUCAUCUGUAGAACAAUUUUUCAAAAAAUCAUCAAGCCAAUUUUCCUUUUCUUCUUCUUCCAUUAUAAGAAUAUCUUGUCUAACAGUAUUAACAGUUGUCAGGUCUAAUGAUCCAACCAUUACUUGAACAGGGUUGGUAGUAUAACUUUUCGCAAGACGUUUAACUCCAGGUGGCCAAGUUGCACUUGUCAUAAUAGUUUGUCUAUCUGGUCUCACCUUAAGUAAGGAAACACGUAUUUGAGGUUCAAAACCCAAGUCCAACAUACGAUCAGCUUCAUCAAGUAUCAAAAAUGUAACAUCAGACAAGUCAAUAGCACCACUACCAACAAAAUCAUUAAGGCGACCUGGUGUAGCAAUAACGAUUUCUACUCCUCCACGUAAAUAUUCUUUCUGCUUUCCAGAACUAGCACCACCAUAAAUACUCAUGGCUUUAAUUCCUUUAUAACUAUACUUUUUAACCU